Messenger RNA from Racocetra persica, 130 nucleotides. The record is from the annotation of a GenBank genome assembly. NCBI's taxonomy places the organism in Eukaryota, Fungi, Glomeromycota, Glomeromycetes, Diversisporales, Gigasporaceae.
AAUAGUUAUAAACUUUGACUCUUGUAUGGUUCGUAUUAAUGUUGCGGCACAUGAUACAUGCGGCUUAGAGCAAAUCGAAAAGGAACUAGAUGUACCUUUGGAUCAUGACAAUCAUCGAUUUGUCAAAUGA